Nomia melanderi (Alkali bee) is the source of this 3293-nucleotide messenger RNA. RefSeq names its product trehalose transporter 1-like protein. The record is from RefSeq and is a predicted model, not a curated record. Lineage: Eukaryota; Metazoa; Arthropoda; Insecta; Hymenoptera; Halictidae. Gene Ontology annotation, cellular component: membrane. Gene Ontology annotation, biological process: RNA processing; transmembrane transport. Gene Ontology annotation, molecular function: RNA binding; adenosine deaminase activity; transmembrane transporter activity.
GUUCCGUUCUACCGAGAACCAAUGAAGAAUGAAAAUUCGUUGCUGCUCCAUUGCGGGCUUGUUCCGGUUCGUUGCGGCUCGCAAUGGAAACCAAGGAAGGGUCGGUCCGAAGAUGAAAAAAAGGCGAAACGCGGCUGCAGGAAAGAAAAAGGCAGUUAAUUUUAGAUAUUUAUCAAAAUUCAACAAAUGGUGACAUAAAAGAAGUUGUAUGCUGCUUUGAAGAUAAUCUGCAAUGAUACUGGAUUAAAUCUGUGCGAUCAUAUAGAUAGAAGUAACAAUAUAAUAAGUGACUUUUUGUUUGGAUUAUCUGUCGACAUGGAGGACGAGUGGAGAGAUUAAAUAGUGCUUCAGUAGAUAAUAAAAAAUGUAUAAGAAAUAAAUGUACACGGUGUUGUAAUUAAUUCAUUAAAAUGUUUUACUGAAGCGAGUGACGAAGGAGUUAAGGUGGAAUGUGUGAAAUAACUUUGUGAUAUAAUGGGAAGUAUAAUAUUAAUGAAUGACUGCGCGAUUGUGUUACCUGUGACGAAAAAGGAAUUUAUCUGUUGAAUGCCCGUGUACAGAGAAUGAAGAAAAAGUACAUGCAGAAAUCAGACAAGGGAGCAUCCGAAACACGCGAACAAAUGAAACAGCCUUAUUCUUCUUCGCCCGAAUGUGUACUGCAAGUUUUCUAUCUGUUCCCCUUUAAGCCUCGCUACUCUGUGAUGUAAAAAGAUACGCGAGAAACAUGCUUAAUCUCGAAAUUUUCAGGCAAAUACUAAUAGGAAUCGUAUGUAAUCUAUUGAUCAUUGACAGCGGACUACACGAAGGAUGGAGUACUCCGAUUCUACCAAAAUUCGAGCAAGACGAUCCAUUGAGAGUAUCCACCGACAAACUGGUCUGGGUGGUGAAUUUAAUGUACGUGGGCGUCGGACUCGGGUCUAUCGUACCGUUUCUCUUGAUGGACAGGAUCGGCCGUAAAGGAACAUUAUUAUUCGCCACGGUACCAAAGAUUGCCAGUUGGAUUUUGAUCGGUUUAGCAGCUACCGUCCCUCAACUUUAUGUGGGCCGAAUAUUGGCUGGGGUAGGCUGCGGCAUUACGUACGCGGUGAUGCCGAUGUACCUCGGUGAAGUUAGCAGCAAACGGACAAGAGGUCCUUUAGGUACCCUGAUGGCGGUGCUGCUGAACACCGGCAUGAUGCUAGCCUACGCGAUCGGUCUCUGUGUGAGUCGUUUCACAAUGUCCAUGAUCUCGGUCUCCAUCCCAUUCCUGUUCCUGGUGUCCUUCGUUUGGCUACCAGAGAGCUCUGUCUUCCUCACGAAGAAGAACAAACUCACAUCAGCCGAAAGGACGUUGAAAUGGGCAUUGGGCAAAGAUGACGUGAUAGAGGAACUAGAAGAGAUCAAAAGGAUAGUCGCCACAGAAGAUUCAAGCAGUGAUAUGACGUUCGCCAGAUCAUUAAGGGAGACCUGGUCCAGGCGAGAAAAUCGGAAAGCGUUUCGCAUCGCGAUGAUCGUCUUGAGCGCGUUGACGCUAACUGGCGCGGCGCCAUUGUUGGCUUAUCAGUCGUUUAUAUUCGAGGAAGCUGGCUUCCAAAUCUCAACGAAUAUCAGCAUCGUAAUGACUGGCUGCGCGCUGGUGUUGGCUGGCGCGAUGUGCGUGUUGCUGGUCAGAAGCAUCGGCAAGAGACUUCUGUUGUUGCUCUCGGCGCCGGUCUGCGUGGUGUCUCUGACAACGAUGGCGGUGUUCUUUGGCCUUCUAUCCAGCGGCCACGACGUCUCCAGGCUGCGAUGGGUGCCUACCGUAUUCCUUGUGAUUUAUGUCCUCGGCUACGGACUCGCUCUGAACCCCGUGCCGCUCGCCUAUGUCGGCGAGAUCUUCCAUGUGGACGUUAAAGUGCCCGCUGCCAUAUUUUGCUCCCUCUAUUACGCCCUCACUACGACCACCGUCGUGAAGUUCUAUCAGGUAUUGCAAGAAUCGCACGGAACGUACAUGCCCAUAUCCGUGUUCACCGCGAUCACAUUCUUCGUCUGGGUUCUGAUCUACCGAUACGUGCCAGAGACUGAAGGAAAAACCUUGGAGGAAAUACAAAUUGAACUGAGAGGGAAACAUUGACAAUGAUUGUUGAAUCAGCACAGAAUCAGGAAUUAUUUAAUAAAUGACAGACAUUUUUGACUUAAACGUAAUACGUCGUAUGCACAGAAAAAAGUGAAUGUUUGUAAGUAUUAAGUAGGAGAAAGAGCAAAUGCUAGAUUUCUUGGGCAUAAUCUUUUAUUAGACGGUACUAGAAAGUAAAUGCUGAGAAAUCGUAAGAUAAUCGAGUAGAAUACUUGAAAUUGGAAUAGUAUUUACUUGAUGUUUUUAAUGAAUAUUAAAUGUUAUGUAUACGAAUUUUAAGUGCAUAUUUAUCGGCAAAUCCAGUAAAUAUUUCACUCUUUAGGAAUAUUUUAUUUUAAUAUGUUUAGAAUCAAGUAUUUAUUUACAGAACACCUAGUAAAAGUUAAUAGGUUUUUUUUAUGGAUAUGACUUAAUAUUUGUGUUUCUUUAUUUCCAACUUUUUAAAUAGAGAAUUUAAUACAUUAUACAACGUAUUUAGUUGUGUGUUAGACACUAAUUGAUUAAAAAUUCUCACGUGACUGAUCGUUUAGUGCUUAUGAUAGAAAGAAAUUAAUAUCCAGUAAUCACGAUUGAUUUAAUUCAUUGACAAAAUUAUAAUUUUGUAUAACACAUAAUUAUAAUUUAAUGUAUAAACUAGUGCUUAUUAAUUCAGUUACUAAUUAUUAACAUUAGUGGGUUAUCAAAAGCGAUAUUAGUCAUUAAAUAGAUAUAUAAAUCAUUAAUUAUCGAUUGCAUGUUUUUCAUGGAAAUAUAAUAAAAUUUUUAUUAAUUUUAUGUUAAAAUUAUUUUCAGUUGAAUUUGAUAUUUCAUUUUAAAUUGCGAUUGAUAAUUGUACAUCUCAAUUUUACUCGUUAAUUAUUAAAUCUUCUAAAUAUUCCACAGGACUAGUUUUGCCUAAUGUAGGCCAACUAAAUUUAGUGUGCUCGUUUUUAAACCUUAUGAUCUAGAUGUAAAUAAAGUCAAUAUUUCAUUUCUUAGUACUAAUUUAUUGUUGCUAUACUAACUUUAAAGAUUAUUUAAGGAUUAAAUAUUAUACACGAUUAGAGGUGUUAAAGUCUUUAAUGUGGCAACGAAGGCAAAUCGUUCUUUUAAAAGCAGGAAACCAAAUAAUCUUAAUGUUUCAGGAAAUAAAAUGUUGAAAAAAAUCGGCUUUACGUAAUGUACACUCUUCUAAAUAAAAUAUUUUUCUUCAAAUAUA